AGGGGAGGCUCAACGCCGUCUGCUCUGACAACACAGCUGACACAAACAGGGUGAACAUUUGCGAAACAUCAGCAUCAUGUCAAAAGAUGUUGACAGAUCCCAGGUACUUCGAAACAUCAGGGUGCGGCAUACGCUGAAAAACGAUGGCAGUUGGAUUCACAAAUCAAAAGAUGACAAGACGGACCAUGACGGGGAAAGUAAACCUGCUGCAGCGAGACAGAAGUCAUACGUCCUGCUGACAGCCAGGAGAUUUGAAUCAGUAGAUUCUUCAUCAACGUCUCCUCCUCAUCAGACAGAGUUUCUUCCAUCCAAGAGUGCCUCAGCAAAUCCAGCACAUGGUAAAAUUAAUAAUGCCCAAGAAGAGCCUCAGCCCAAGAAAUCAACAGUGGAAACCUGUGCUGACACAAAGCCCCAAACAUCUACUGAUCAACUCAAUCAAAAUCCUGAGACACAACCUGAAAAAUCAAUUCCUGACACAAAUCCAGAAAUCAAGAAGGAAAAAAAUAUUGCACCAGUAGAUGAGUCGAAUGUGGAACACAGCAAGAAGGGUGUGGAGAUCUCAGCAGAUAUUGAUGUUGAAGAAAAUGUCCAACCAGCUGUUUCAGCAACUAAAAAUUCAGAGGCAGUUUCUUCUGUGGAACCAGCUGAGCAGCGAACUACUGCUGAAAGUGCUGCAGACAAAAAGGAACAUGUACAUACACCAACUGACAUAUCAGACAUAGAUAGCCGUAAGAAGGUCUCCACUAAUACUAAUGGGGAAAAUAGUGUUACAGUGGUCUCUGAUGUGGAUGGCACAGCUGAGAGAAAUUACAAUGUAAAAGUCCCUGUUGCACCUGUAGUUGAGCUAAAACCUCAGAACAAAUCUUUACUCAAAAUAGAACCAACAAAUUCAACAAAUCUGAAGGAUACAGGGAAGGUUAUAUGUGGACAACCUACAGCGAAAAGUUUAGAAAAAUGCCCGUCACAGCAGGCAGAAAAAGAUAUAGCAACAGUAAAAGAUGUAGCACCAGGAAAAGUGGCACCAGGAGAAGCUGUAGCAACAGUAAAAGAUGUGGCACCAGGAAAAGUGGCACCAGGAGAAGCUGUAGCAACAGUAAAAGAUGUGGCACCAGUAAAAGAUGUGGCAUCAGUCAAAGAUGUAGCACCAGUAAAAGAUGUGGCACCAGGAAAAGUGGCACCAGGAGAAGCUGUAGCAACAGUAAAAGAUGUGGCACCAGUAAAAGAUGUGGCACCAGGAAAAGUGGCACCAGGAGAAGUUGUAGCAGCAGUAAAAGAUGUGGCAAAAGUAAAUGAUGUAGCACCAGUAAAAGACGUGGCACCAGGAAAAGUGGCACCAGGAGAAGCUGUAGCAGCAGUAAAAGAUGUGGCACCAGUAAAAGUGGCACCAGGAGAAGUUGUAGCAACAGUAAAAGAUGUAGCACCAGUAAAAGACGUGGCACCAGGAAAAGUGGCACCAGGAGACGCUGUAGCAACAGUAAAAGAUGUGGCACCAGUAAAAGAUGUGGCACUAGGUAAAGUGGCACUGGGAGAAGUUGUAGCAACAGUAAAAGAUGUGGCACCAGGAAAAGUGGCACCAGGAGAAGCUGUAGCAACAGUAAAAGAUGUGGCACCAGUAAAAGAUGUAGCACCAGUAAAAUAUGUGGCACAAGUAAAAGAUGUGGCACCAGGAGAAGCUGUAGCACCAGUAAAAGAUGUGGCACCAGGAAAAGUGGCACCAGGAGAAGCUGUAGCAACAGUAAAAGAUGUGGCACCAGUAAAAGAUGUAGCACAAGUAAAAGAUGUGGCACCAGUAAAAGAUGUGGCACCAGGAAAAGUGGCACUGGGAGAAGCUGUAGCAACAGUAAAAGAUGUGGCACCAGUAAAAGAUGUGGCACCAGUAAAAGAUGUGGUACCAGGAAAAGAUGUAGCAACAGAAAAAAUGGCACCAGGAGAAACUGUAACAACAGUAAAAGAUGUGGCACCAGUAAAAGAUGUAGCAGCAGUAAAAGAUGUGGCACCAGUAAAAGAUGUAGCACCAGUAAAAGAUGUGGCACCAGGAAAAGUGGCACCAGGAGAAGCUGUAGCAGCAGUAAAAGAUGUGGCACCAGUAAAAGAUGUAGCAACAGUAAAAGAUGUGGCACCAGUAAAAGAUGUAGCAACAGUAAAAGAUGUGGCACCAGGAAAAGUGGCACCAGGAAAAGCUGAAGCAGCAGUAAAAGAUGUGGCACCAACAAAAGAUGUGGCACCAGUAAAAGAUGUGGCACCAGGAAACGUGGCACCAGUAAAAGAUGUAGCAACAGUAAAAGAUGUGGCACCAGGAAAAGUUGCACCAGGAAAAGCUGAAGCAGCAGUAAAAGAUGUGGCACCAACAAAAGAUGUGGCACCAGUAAAAGAUGUGGCACCAGGAAACGUGGCACCAGAAGAAGCUGUAGCAGCAGUAAAAGAUGUGGCACCAACAAAAGAUGUGGCACCAGUAAAAGAUGUGGCACCAGGAAAAGUGGCACCAGGAGAAGCUGUAGCAGCAGUAAAAGAUGUGGCACCAACAAAAGAUGUGGCACCAGUAAAAGAUGUGGCACCAGGAAAAGAUGUGGCACUAGGUAAAGUGGCACUGGGAGAAGUUGUAGCAACAGUAAAAGAUGUGGCACCAGUAAAAGAUGUGGCACCAGGAAAAGUGGCACCAGGAGAAGCUGUAGCAACAGUAAAAGAUGUGGCACCAGUAAAAGAUGUAGCACCAGUAAAAUAUGUGGCACAAGUAAAAGAUGUGGCACCAGGAGAAGCUGUAGCACCAGUAAAAGAUGUGGCACCAGGAAAAGUGGCACCAGGAGAAGCUGUAGCAACAGUAAAAGAUGUGGCACCAGUAAAAGAUGUAGCACAAGUAAAAGAUGUGGCACCAGUAAAAGAUGUGGCACCAGGAAAAGUGGCACUGGGAGAAGCUGUAGCAACAGUAAAAGAUGUGGCACCAGUAAAAGAUGUGGCACCAGUAAAAGAUGUGGUACCAGGAAAAGAUGUAGCAACAGAAAAAAUGGCACCAGGAGAAACUGUAACAACAGUAAAAGAUGUGGCACCAGUAAAAGAUGUAGCAGCAGUAAAAGAUGUGGCACCAGUAAAAGAUGUAGCACCAGUAAAAGAUGUGGCACCAGGAAAAGUGGCACCAGGAGAAGCUGUAGCAGCAGUAAAAGAUGUGGCACCAGUAAAAGAUGUAGCAACAGUAAAAGAUGUGGCACCAGUAAAAGAUGUAGCAACAGUAAAAGAUGUGGCACCAGGAAAAGUGGCACCAGGAAAAGCUGAAGCAGCAGUAAAAGAUGUGGCACCAACAAAAGAUGUGGCACCAGUAAAAGAUGUGGCACCAGGAAACGUGGCACCAGUAAAAGAUGUAGCAACAGUAAAAGAUGUGGCACCAGGAAACGUGGCACCAGUAAAAGAUGUAGCAACAGUAAAAGAUGUGGCACCAGUAAAAGAUGUAGCACCAGUAAAAGAUGUGGCACCAGGAAAAGUGGCACCAGGAGAAGCUGUAGCAGCAGUAAAAGAUGUAGCACCAGUAAAAGAUGUGGCACCAGGAAAAGUGGCACCAGGAGAAGCUGUAGCAACAGUAAAAGAUGUGGCACCAGUAAAAGAUGUAGCACAAGUAAAAGAUGUGGCACCAGUAAAAGAUGUGGCACCAGGAAAAGUGGCACUGGGAGAAGCUGUAGCAACAGUAAAAGAUGUGGCACCAGUAAAAGAUGUGGCACCAGUAAAAGAUGUGGUACCAGGAAAAGAUGUAGCAACAGAAAAAAUGGCACCAGGAGAAACUGUAACAACAGUAAAAGAUGUGGCACCAGUAAAAGAUGUAGCAGCAGUAAAAGAUGUGGCACCAGUAAAAGAUGUAGCACCAGUAAAAGAUGUGGCACCAGGAAAAGUGGCACCAGGAGAAGCUGUAGCAGCAGUAAAAGAUGUGGCACCAGUAAAAGAUGUAGCAACAGUAAAAGAUGUGGCACCAGUAAAAGAUGUAGCAACAGUAAAAGAUGUGGCACCAGGAAAAGUGGCACCAGGAAAAGCUGAAGCAGCAGUAAAAGAUGUGGCACCAACAAAAGAUGUGGCACCAGUAAAAGAUGUGGCACCAGGAAACGUGGCACCAGUAAAAGAUGUAGCAACAGUAAAAGAUGUGGCACCAGGAAAAGUUGCACCAGGAAAAGCUGAAGCAGCAGUAAAAGAUGUGGCACCAACAAAAGAUGUGGCACCAGUAAAAGAUGUGGCACCAGGAAACGUGGCACCAGAAGAAGCUGUAGCAGCAGUAAAAGAUGUGGCACCAACAAAAGAUGUGGCACCAGUAAAAGAUGUGGCACCAGGAAAAGUGGCACCAGGAGAAGCUGUAGCAGCAGUAAAAGAUGUGGCACCAACAAAAGAUGUGGCACCAGUAAAAGAUGUGGCACCAGGAAAAGAUGUGGCACUGGGAGAAGCUGUAGCAACAGUAAAAGAUGUGGCACCAGGAAAAGUGGCACCAGGAGAAGCUGUAGCAGCAGUAAAAUAUGUGGCACCAGUAAAAGAUGUGGCACCAGGAAAAGAUGUAGCAACAGAAAAAGUGGCACCAGGAGAAACUGUAACAACAGUAAAAGAUGUGGCACCAGGAAAAGCUGAAGCAGCAGUAAAAGAUGUGGCACCAGUAAAAGAUGUGGCACCAGGAAAAGUGGCACCAGGAGAAGCUGUAGCAGCAGUAAAAGAUGUGGCACCAGUAAAAGAUGUGGCACUAGGUAAAGUGGCACCAGGAGAAGCUGUAGCAGCAGUAAAAGAUGUGGCACCAACAAAAGAUGUGGCACCAGUAAAAGAUGUGGCACCAAGAAAAGUGGAACUGGAAGAAGCUGUAGCAACAGUAAAAGAUGUGGCACCAGUAAAAGAUGUGGCACCAGUAAAAGAUGUGGCACCAAGAAAAGUGGAACUGGAAGAAGCUGUAGCAACAGUAAAAGAUGUGGCACCAGGAAAAGUGGCACCAGGAGAAGCUGUAGCACCAGUAAAAGAUGUGGCACCAGUAAAAGAUGUGGCACUAGUAAAAGAUGUGGCACCAGGAAAAGUGGCACCAGUAAAAGAUGUGGCACCAGUAAAAGAUGUGGCACCAGGAAAAGUGGCACCAGGAGAAGCUGUAGCAACAGUAAAAGAUGUGGCACCAGGAAAAGAUGUGGCACUAGUAAAAGAUGUGGCACCAGGAAAAGUGGCACCAGUAAAAGAUGUGGCACCAGUAAAAGAUGUGGCACCAGGAAAAGUGGCACCAGGAGAAGCUGUAGCACCAGUAAAAGAUGUGGCACCAGUAAAAGAUGUGGCACUAGUAAAAGAUGUGGCACCAGGAAAAGUGGCACAAGUAAAAGAUGUGGCACCAGUAAAAGAUGUGGCACCAGGAAAAGGGGCACCAGGAGAAGCUGUAGCAACAGUAAAAGAUGUGGCACCAGGAAAAGAUGUGGCACUAGUAAAAGAUGUGGCACCAGGAAAAGUGGCACUGGGAGAAGCUGUAGCAACAGUAAAAGAUGUGGCACCAGUAGCACCAGUAAAAGAUGUGGCACCAGUAAAAGAUGUGGCACCAGGAAAAGUGGCACCAGGAGAAGCUGUAGCACCAGUAAAAGAUGUGGCACCAGUAAAAGAUGUGGCACUAGUAAAAGAUGUGGCACCGGGAAAAGUGGCACCAGGAGACGCUGUAGCACCUGUAAAAGAUGUGGCACCAGUAAAAGAUGUGGCACUAGGUAAAGUGGCACCAGGAGAAGCUGUAGCAACAGUAAAAGAUGUGGCACUAGUAAAAGAUGUAGCACCAGGAAAAGUGGCACCAGGAGACGCUGUAGCACCAGUAAAAGAUGUGGCACCAGUAGCACCAGUAAAAGAUGUGGCACCAGUAAAAGUGGCACCAGGAGACGUUGUAGCACCAGUAAAAGAUGUGGUACCAGUAAAAGUGGCACCAGGAGACGUUGUAGCAACAGUAAAAGAUGUGGUACCAGGAAAAGUGGCACCAGGAGACGCUGUAGUACCAGUAAAAGAUGUGGCACCAGUAAAAGAUGUGGCACCAGGAAAAGUGGCACUGGGAGAAGCUGUAGCAACAGUAAAAGAUGUGGCAAAAGUAAAUGAUGUGGCACCAGUAAAAGAUGUGGCACCAGUAAAAGAUGUGGCACCAGGAAAAGUGGCACUGGGAGAAGCUAUAGCAACUGCUCCACUUCACAAUGUGCAACCAGACCCUGAUAUUAUAUCUGAAACACCUGUUGCUAAACCUGCCAUCCAGUCCGUAGAGUGUGAAUUGGAGCUUGCUGCCUCAGCAAAGCCAGUUUUAAAGAGCAAUGCAGAGGAGGUAGUUAAGUGUGAACUUCAGUGUGUUGAGAAUGCUAUUAUUGGACAAAGUGUUGAGCCAACACCUGAGGGUGAGAUAGACCACACACUGGAGCUAAACAUCGAAGAUGCUGUUAAAUCUGUGCCUGAUUCAGAUGCUCAAUCUGUUAAGGUUAACUUAGCUGAGAGAGCCAUUAAUCUGACUGAUGCAUUAGAUGUUGAGGCACCCACAGCUGAAGCAGUUCCUGAGCCGGUGGCACAUUCAGAACAGUCCCUCCCAGAGGAAUCUGGACUGAAGCAACAGUGUGAUGAGACCAACAGUUCUGAAGUGUUUCAAAAGCCUGCACAGGAGCAACGUUCUACUGAAACUGAUAUCCCUGUCAAAGGCAAAGCAGUGUGUGCUUACUGUAAUCAAACCCUUGAUGGAAAUGUCAAGAUAACACUAAGUGACCCUCCAUUGACCUGCCAUCCAGAGUGCCUUAAGUGUGACAUUUGUUCUAAGGCGCUGGGAGAUUUACUGACCUCUAUGUUCCUGCAUGACAAAGUGAUCCAAUGUGGUGACUGCUUUUCUAAGACUCUCUGAAUAUCUGAAGCCUAUGUGGGACAAAUAUGUCAUCAGGGAGCAUUCAAUGCAUACUAUGAAUAAUGAGCUGUGUGGACUGAAAACUUUGCCACUGUAGCUCAAACUCUGUGUUCUGUUUUUCUUAAUUAUUUUUUCUCAGUCAGGGAUGACAUAUGGUACUAUCAUGUUUAAGAAUUGUGUAAUUAAAACAUUCGGCAGCAGUAAUUACCACAUGUGCUUAAAUCCAACACCUCACAAUCAGCAUAUAUGGCUUUAAUACAACAUACUGUGAAUGACUUAAAUAAAAAUGACAAUUGAAUGCCUAAGAUUUAAGUGGUUUAAUAAGCCUUAAUUACAAGCAAGCACACACAAGACUAAUUAGUUGGAGAUCGGUUACCAACCCUUUUGUAACAUAUUCUAAGUAAUAA
This is a messenger RNA of Melanotaenia boesemani (Boeseman's rainbowfish), 7245 nucleotides long. Its product is annotated as titin. NCBI's taxonomy places the organism in Eukaryota, Metazoa, Chordata, Actinopteri, Atheriniformes, Melanotaeniidae. Bases 77 to 6838 code for a protein of 2253 amino acids. The transcript has 10 exons. The record is from RefSeq and is a predicted model, not a curated record.